Molecule: messenger RNA, 664 nt
Organism: Ilyonectria robusta
Lineage: Eukaryota; Fungi; Ascomycota; Sordariomycetes; Hypocreales; Nectriaceae
Exons: 1
Coding region: 345-530 (61 amino acids)
Source: RefSeq, a predicted model, not a curated record
GGGUGGAUUUACCGGAAGCUCUGCAAGACAGCUCCGAUGUCUUAGGCCGGAAAAGGCCCGGCAAAACCCGGAGCUCUGAUUUAUCUCCACCCAGCCGAGCUGCCAUUCUCGUUGUUUAACCACCUCGAUCAGCUUUCUGGUUCCAUCUCGAAGAAUCGGCCCGCGUUGGAAUUUUUACGUUUAUACAAAUAUCUUAUUCAUUUUUUUUCCCUCUCUUUAAUAGAAACAAUUUUUUGUUGAAAUUAUUGCUGGGCAGGUGGCAUGCUGUCAACUAAAUCUCUGCCCUGUCCGCAGAAGGCUUUCCGGACCCGACAGGAGUGUCUUCACUAAUAAGUACUUGACUUAUGGGACAUGAGUUGCCAAAAAUGCAGCAACCUAACACCACCAUCAUUCUAGGAAAAUUUAGCGACGAAAACUCAGGGAGAGUGGCACCUACGGCCAUGAAAAAUAUGGAGUUGGAUUUACAGAGCGUCCGACAAAGGAUUGUCGGGGCGGUAUUGUGUAACAGGCUAGAAGCUGUGGUCAAUUGAUGGGAUAAUGUACCAGGAUCGCCAUGAGAUGGCCUCUGUUUGAUCCAUCCUUUAUUUUUUCCGAGGUAUUCUUGAAACUGGAUCUGCCCUGACACUGGGCCCAGAGAAUAUAGCAAUGCGGAACAAGACUGCUC